AUGCUAGAGGAUGUCCAGCUUGGUAUCAACGCCGUGCUCGAUGACACAGAACUCGAACCCGACGGUACUAUACUAGAGGACGUCGAGCUUGAUAUGAGCGCCGUGCUCGAUGGCACAGAUGUACUCGAAUCCGACUGCUGCGCAGGUGGCUGCGGCGACCCCGGACUCUUCAUACUCUCCACAAUAAAGCGAUGA
Aspergillus puulaauensis is the source of this 195-nucleotide messenger RNA. RefSeq lists its product as uncharacterized. Lineage: Eukaryota; Fungi; Ascomycota; Eurotiomycetes; Eurotiales; Aspergillaceae. Bases 1 to 195 code for a protein of 64 amino acids. The transcript has a single exon. The record is from RefSeq and is a predicted model, not a curated record.